This is a messenger RNA of Linum tenue, 2867 nucleotides long. The record is from the annotation of a GenBank genome assembly. Lineage: Eukaryota; Viridiplantae; Streptophyta; Magnoliopsida; Malpighiales; Linaceae.
AUACUAACUCCGGAUCCAGAGGAGGGCUGGGCCGGGGCCCGGGGUGGCCACCCCCUGGAUCCGGCAGUGCCGCUCCCCUGUCCUCAUUAGGUGUUAAGAAAUGGAGGGCCAUGCAUCCAUGCAAAGUGAAGAAUGGCGGAAGAAACCUGUCCACUUCAUUUCUUAUGUGGCGGCGACCCUUCAAUGCCCUCCUUUCUCCUAUAAAGAAUACCUCUGCAAAUUUCAGCAAACACUGCUCAUCACUUUGACACUUACCACAACAUCAUCAUCAUCAUGGCGAGAUCCAGCCCUUCACUUCUCUGCCUCUCACUCUGCCUUUCCGCACUCCUCUUCCACGCUUCACAGGCUAGGCAGCAAUGGCAGCAGGGGAACGAGUGCCAGCUCGACCGGAUCAACGCGAUCGAGCCCGACAACCGCAUCCAGAGCGAGGCCGGUACGAUCGAGACUUGGAACCCAAGCCACCAGCAGUUCCAGUGCGCUGGAGUUGCCAUUGUGAGGCGCACUAUCGAACCCAACGGCCUUCUCUUGCCGUCUUACAGCAACACUCCUCAGCUCAUCUACAUCGUUCAGGGAAGGGGACACACUGGAAUCAUGUUCCCGGGAUGCCCCGAGACGUUCGAGGAAUCGCAGCAGUUUGAAGAAGGCGGCAGUGGGCGAGACCAGCACCAGAAGGUUCGCACCUUCCGUGAAGGAGACAUCAUCGCCAUCCCCGCCGGAGUAGCCCACUGGUGCCACAACGAUGGCAACGAUCCCGUCAUCGCUGUGACCGUCCACGACACCUCCAGCCACCUGAACCAGCUUGACAACAACCCCAGGAACUUCUACCUGGCCGGGAACCCGGAAGACGAGUUCCAGGAAUCACAGCAAGGAGGAAGGCUGAGCCGCAGCCAGGACGAGAAGCGAAAGAGGCGCCAACGCCAAGGAGGCUCCUCCACCUGCAACAACCUCUUCUGCGGACUGGACUCCAGCUUCAUCGCCGAGGCUUUCAACAUCGACGAGAGCUUGGCGAGGAAGUUGCAGGGCGAGAAUGACAACAGAGGCAGCAUAGUCCGAGUUGAAGGCCAGCUGGAGUUUGUGAGGCCUCCGAAAAGGAUUCAGGAAGAGAGACAGCUGCAGGGUGGCCGUGGGCUUGCCAAUGGCCUGGAAGAGACCUUCUGCUCCAUGAGGAUGAAGGAGAACAUCGGGGAUCCCUCACGAGCAGACAUCUUCACCCCUGAAGCUGGCCGCAUCACCACCGUCAACAGCCACAACCUCCCCGUCCUCCGAUGGAUCCAGCUCAGCGCUGAGAGGGGUGUUCUUUACAACGAAGCCAUGAGGCUGCCGCACUGGAACCUGAACGCCAACAGCAUAAUCUACGCCAUCAGAGGGCAGGCCAGAGUCCAGAUUGUGAACGAGAACGGCAACUCGGUGUUCGACGGCGAGCUGCGCGAGGGACAGGUGCUGACGGUGCCCCAGAACUUCGCGGUGGUGAAACGCUGCGAGAGCGACAGGUUCGAGUGGGUAUCUUUCAAGACCAACGACAACGCCAUGGUCAACUCGAUCGCCGGAAGAACCUCCGCCAUCAGGGCUAUACCGGCUGACGUUUUGGCCAACGCGUGGAGGGUAUCGCCGGAGGAGGCCAGGAAGUUGAAGUUCAACCGCCAGGAGACUCAUUUGGCCAGCUCAAGGUCUCAGUCCUUCAGAGCUGCAGCAGCUUAGAGGCUAACAUGAGUUAUGCAGCUUAGAUGCCAACGGCUGACUUUCUGAGUUUGUUUUUUACGGGCAGCAGCAAGGUGUGGAGAGAGGGAAGUAGGCAAGUAGCCCCUAACCACAGUAAGAAUAAUGUAAUAAAGUAAAUGGGAGUAGGAGCUCCAAAUGUUUGACAAUUUAUGGAACACAGAGUUCGAAUCCCAAAUCUGAAACCAACCCAGAGUGGACUCUUAACAAAUGUGACUAAAACCAGACUAUGAUAUACUAUUAUGAUACGUACAAGCUUUCUUUCUCUCAAAGUGAAGAGAAAAUAGGGACCCCUGGCAAGGUGACUCCAGCAUCCACAAUGAAGAUAUUGCCCGUCACAUACUGCGACGAAUCAUGGAUUAGGUAUCGAAUAAGGGAUGUCAAUGCCGGAUCUGCAGUUCCAUAUGUUUGUAGAGGAACCGUCUUCUCAGCAACCCGAGUGAGCCAGUCUUUCUGCAUCAAACCUUUGGUGAUCUCGGACUUGAAAAGUCCAGGCGAUAUUGAGUUGACCCUGAUCUUGUACACCCCCAACUCCAGCGCCAUCACCUUAGUCAUGGCAUUAACUCCCGUCUUUGAAGAAACAUAGCCAACACCACCAGGCAAUUGACCACGAUGGAGACCAGCAAUCGAUGAGAUGUUGAUUAUGGAACCUCCAACCUUCGCAUCACGCAUCCUGAUGCCAACUGACUUGGAAACCAACCAAGUGCCAGUCAAAUUCGUCUUGAUCACAUGAUUCCACUCUUCUUCAGACAAUUCCAAUGGGGUCCUGACACUACCUCUAACGCCUGCAUUGUUGACCAAUGCAUCUAUCCUCCCAAACGCCUCCCAAGCCUUCUGUACAGCUUGAUCAAUGGCAGCACCACCGGCUGAUACAUCCAGCUCCACCGCCACAGCACGCAGACCAUUGGUAGGCUGCCCUGACGCGGACGAAGAAGAUUGAGGGGCUGGGAACGGGAGCUGAUUGAUCUGGCUGCACAGAGAUUGCAGGCGAUCGAUACGCCUAGCAGCAGCCACUAUCCUGCACCCGGCUUUCGCUAGGUCGAGACAGAAGUCUCGGCCUAAACCCAAAGAUGCACCCGUGACCAGCACCACUUUGUCUGACAAGUUGCACCAUGGCUCGAGCUGGGCUGGCACAGCGUUAGCCAUUUCCU